AUGGAAGCCUCUCAGAAGAGAAACACAAGUGUUCAUACUAUUCAAAUUAGGAUGAAUCUUCGUAAAAUACUCGACUUUGUUAAAGUUAUUGUAUUCCAUUAUUGGUCAUUUGAAUUGACAGCUAAACUUUUACCAUUAAAAGCAAGACGUACGAAGUUAACUGCGCGUCGUGAACGAGCUUUGGCGAUUAAAGGAAUUAAUGAUAACUUUAGAAAAAUGAGAAAAGUUUUAUUAUUGACAAGAGUUAUUCGUACAUUUAUACAAAGGGAUAGUAAGGAUGAAGAUUUUUCUGAGAAAUAA
This is a messenger RNA of Scutellospora calospora, 300 nucleotides long. Lineage: Eukaryota; Fungi; Glomeromycota; Glomeromycetes; Diversisporales; Gigasporaceae. The record is from the annotation of a GenBank genome assembly.